This is a messenger RNA of Gossypium arboreum, 1251 nucleotides long. RefSeq names its product peroxidase 31. NCBI's taxonomy places the organism in Eukaryota, Viridiplantae, Streptophyta, Magnoliopsida, Malvales, Malvaceae. The record is from RefSeq and is a predicted model, not a curated record. Bases 133 to 1113 code for a protein of 326 amino acids. The transcript has a single exon. Gene Ontology annotation, biological process: hydrogen peroxide catabolic process; response to oxidative stress. Gene Ontology annotation, molecular function: peroxidase activity; heme binding.
UAAAGGAAAAAAAAAAAAGAAAAGAAAAAUCCGGUGCCCAGUCUCACCCAGCUCACAGCUUAAAAGUAGCCUUUCCCAUCUCUCUCUUCCUUUACUCUUUUUCUUUCAAACCUCAGCUUAAUUCAGCUGAAAAUGGCACCUUCAUCUCCGCCACAAACACCGCCGUCCGCCGUGGUUAUUGUCCUCCUCUUACUCUUCUCCACGGCAUUGCUUUGUGAAUCAAGGUUAAGCUUAGAUUACUACUCCAAAACCUGUCCCAGUUUCACCAAAAUCAUGCAAGACACCAUAACCAACAAGCAAAUCACCAGCCCCACAACCGCCGCCGGUACACUCCGUCUAUUUUUCCACGACUGUCUUCCCAACGGUUGCGAUGGUUCCAUCCUCAUAUCUUCCACCGCAUUCAACAAAGCUGAACGUGAUGCCGACAUCAACUUAUCUCUCCCUGGAGAUCCAUUUGACCUCAUUGUUCGAGCCAAAACAGCCCUUGAACUCGCCUGUCCCAACACCGUCUCUUGCUCCGACAUCCUCGCCGUCGCUACUCGUGACUUAGUCACCAUGCUUGGUGGACCGUACUAUAAUGUUUAUCUGGGUCGCAAAGAUUCACGAGUUUCAUCAGCUUCUUCACUAGAAGGGAAGUUACCUAAACCCACCAUGAGUAUGUCACAACUUAUAAAUCUUUUCUCUUCAAGUGGGUUCACUGUUCAAGAAAUGGUGGCUUUAAGUGGAGCGCAUACAAUUGGGUUUUCUCAUUGCAAAGAGUUUAGCUCAAAUAUAAGCAAUGAUACCCAUUAUAAUCCUAGAUUUGCUCAAGCAUUGAAACAAGCUUGUUCAGGUUAUCCAAAUAACCCAACAUUAUCAGUUUUUAAUGAUAUUAUGACCCCCAACAAGUUUGAUAACUUGUAUUAUCAAAAUCUACCAAAGGGUUUGGGGCUUUUGGAAUCAGAUCAUGGAUUGUAUGGUGAUCCCAGAACAAAACCAUUUGUGGAAUUGUAUGCAAGUGAUCAAAACAAGUUCUUUCAAGAUUUCGCUAAAGCUAUGCAGAAGCUAAGUGUUUAUGGGAUCAAAACUGGGAGAAGAGGAGAGAUUAGACACAGGUGUGAUGCUGUAAACUGAGAGCGUUUUUUUAUCUUUGUUAAUUUUGGUUUGUUCUUUUGAGAUAUAUUUAUUAUACCCUUGUCUUUAUUUGUAUCAAUUGUCACAUCAGGCUUAAAAUUUAUACAUAUUUACAUAUUCUGUGUUCUGGGUUUCAAA